This is a messenger RNA of Argiope bruennichi, 2733 nucleotides long. RefSeq lists its product as uncharacterized. The record is from RefSeq and is a predicted model, not a curated record. Lineage: Eukaryota; Metazoa; Arthropoda; Arachnida; Araneae; Araneidae. The transcript has 2 exons. The coding region runs from base 217 to 840 and encodes 207 amino acids.
GUCAUUGCUAUGGCAACCCCUGGAACUUGUUGCCCAUCCUCAGUGGUCGACUUGUCAGUGUCGAAGGAACUGCAACAUGUGCUGCCGGUUCGGAUAAUUACAGUUUUGCUGAGAAUACGAGUUUUGUAGAAGUUAUUUAUCGUUCGACAUCAUAUUUUCAAGCUGGCGACAUUUGUUACUCAACGAAAGACUUCCAGUCCUCUUGGUUUACAUGCCAUGAUGAAGCAGCCACGGCUACCCGGAGCUGAGAAAUUCAAGUUUGCAUCCUCAGACAAACCCCUGUCUUCUACGCACAUAACCUUGAAUCAUUCGAAAUAUAGACCUCUGUCUGUUUCCCAAACAAGUGAGUCCAGUGCACCAUCCCCUCAUCACGUAUUUCACUCACGCACAUCGUCUAUCUCUAGUCAAAAUGAACUCAGACCGAUGUCAUCCACUUUAUCAGUGCCAACCUUGAAUCGGAACGACUCCAAAAGACGAGCUGUUUUGCCUAUCACGUGUAAAAAGACCUCCAGAAUGUUAACGAACACAAAUGUUGAACUCACUGUGGACCCCGCCGACUUGAGUUCCGAAGAAAAUGGAAAAUCGCCGAGACUAAGUUUGGACUCAACAAGAGUUCCAUCUUGUCCCAAUCUGGAAAGCUCGUCUAGAAGCUUGAAUUCCUCGAAGACCUCUUUGGAUACAUAUUUUCGUAAGAUGUCUUUGCAGAAUUCUACUAUUCGUGAAUUGCCGCCAAAUUUUGAUUGGAAAAAUAUUAGAGCCUCGCCAUCUAGACUUUCUGCAUCUUGUUCCAGUUCUUGCUCCAGUGAAGAAAAUGUCUGGGUUUUGAGAGAAGGUUUAUAAGUCCUUUUCCAUUGAAGCGUGGUUAUAACAAGUGCAAAGUGAGAAUUAAAGGAAAAAAAAAACAUUUUUAUCUAGUCUACAACUUCCUUUAGAACAAAAUUGGUGUCAUCUAACAAUAAUCAAUCAAAUAUCUGACCACAUAUGAUUUCAUCUUAUUCAGAAGGAUUCCAUCUUACUUUUCGCAUUUUUAUUUGAAUUAUAUGAACAAAAUGUUUUUAAUAUAAAAUUCCGGAUUAUGUAGACUACUUUUUAUGUUCUUGAAUCUUGUUAGAAGUUGAAAUGUUUUAUCAUGCAUUGUCGUGUGUCUUUUAAUAGUUGCUAACUUACCAUCUCAUUGUAUAGUAAGUGUUUUAUCUAUGGAUAUAUGUAAAGACAUGUGUGAGUAUUUAACCAUUUAUGAUAUAUUAUAGUAUACAUUUGUUCCAUUGUAAGUUAUAAGGAUUUUAAAAACUUAGACGGUAGAAUCUUAUUAGAAUCCAUAAAAGACUCAUUUACGCAAUCCUUUUCUUUAGACAUAUCUAAGGAUAGAAAUAAUUAUGUAACUGUAAUAAAAUAGAAAAAUUCCGAAAUUUUUAAUAAUUUGAGAAAGGGUCACAAAAUAUGCGUUGUUAAUUUAACAGUUAGUUUUCUAAAAUAGUAUUCCGAUCCUUCUUUGGGAUUAAUUGAAUCAAAGUUACGAAAAUUUUCCUUUACUAAAAUUACACGACUGGCGUAGAUGUACUCACAAUUUUUGGGCAACUCCAAGUAAGUAUGUAAGGAAGUAAACUAAUAUUGUAAAGUGCAUAUUAGAUAUUAAAAAAAAAAAACAUUUAGUGAAAUAUAAUUAUUCAGAUGAUUUUUGAUGAUGAAUUAUUCAGAUGAUGAUGAAAUCUUUGUCGGAACUCAUAAUUAAGGAAGCCCUGCAUUAUACAACUCCAGCAUGUUUUCGAAAUUCAGUACUCUUCACUAGAAAAGAUACUUUGAAUUUAUUUGAGGUAGGAAUAGUUAGGAAUGAAGAGUGUGAUUUAGUUUUCUUUAAAAUAUAAUUUUCAUUCUUUGUUUAAAAGAAAUUUUUUCAUUCCCAGUGCAGUAACAUAGGUGCGCAUGUUACGUUAUUGAAAAUAUGCAUUCAUAUGUUGAAUUACUGAACUCAGGCGUUUCUUGUUAUUGUUUUAAAAUUACUUUUUUUUUAAUUGCUCUGAAAUGUUUUAUUUUGGAAAAGUAUAAAAAUGUGAGUAAAAUUUUUCAUUAUUUGAUAUGGAAACUUGGAUAAAUCAAUUUUCUAUAUAACAUGUUUCUCAAGACUUUCGUUGCUUUGCUAAUGUCCGUUAAUUUUUUUCUGUUAACUGUAUAUUAUUUGAAGAUAUUGUCUGAAAAUAAGAAUUUCUGAAUAAUAAACAAUCAUUUUUGUAAAUUCAGAUCAGUAUAAUUACGAAAGUUACCCUUAUUCUUAUUUACGUGCAUUAUAUUGUUUGUACAUUUGAGGUCAUGUUGUUAUUGAAUUAUGCUUUUCUUGCGUGUGAUAAUAAACAUUUUUUUUACAAAUACAAAAUUUAGUUAAAAAGAUAAGUAUAUAAUCUGGAUAUUUGGGAUUUAUUGUUUUAAAAAGACAUUUGAAACUAUUCCAGUGAGAGUUAUUGGAUGAAUAAUGCUGACAUUUUGUUCUUGCACAUUUGUGCUAUUGACUGAUUUUAUAUAUUAUUUACUUUUAUGUAAAUAUUCUAUACAUGAAUGGAUUUUUGACAAAAUAAGCAUAGCAACAAGUUGACAUUUUGAACUUACUUCAUUAUAUAUAAAUAAUUAGAAGCGUUUCCAUUUUGUGUGUAAAUAAUUCAUAGCAUGUUUUGCAUUGUAUUCAAGUGUGCAAUUUCUCAGCAUCAAGACUGUAAAUCUGAAGACUGUACUAGUCAUAAA